Mya arenaria is the source of this 3713-nucleotide messenger RNA. Its product is annotated as endonuclease V-like. The record is from RefSeq and is a predicted model, not a curated record. Gene Ontology annotation, molecular function: RNA endonuclease activity producing 5'-phosphomonoesters, hydrolytic mechanism; single-stranded RNA binding. Bases 251 to 1126 code for a protein of 291 amino acids. Gene Ontology annotation, cellular component: cytoplasm; nucleolus. Gene Ontology annotation, biological process: DNA repair. The transcript has 9 exons. NCBI's taxonomy places the organism in Eukaryota, Metazoa, Mollusca, Bivalvia, Myida, Myidae.
UGUACAUGAAUGUUGUGAUGCAAGCUGAAUGAAAUCGUCUUAAAAUGUUUCAUUCCAAUCUUUUUAUCAAUUAACAUUUUAUAAUUUCACAACCAACUGAUCAUAAAGCUAGCAUGUAUGAUUAAUAGCUAUUGGUGAUAUAAAGUUAACGCUGAAAUUUUGCGUUAACUUGUAAUAUUUUUAUAUUUCUACCAAAAUUCGUCUGUAUCACACAGACGAUUAUUAGAAUUAUUUGGAGUGGAACUAAGGGAUGUGUCUUUUCAGAAGAUUGAGCGAGCUGUUUUAUCGAUAUGUCCUUGAUCCGCUAGGAUUCUAUGUGCCACGUCUCAGCCGAGCAGAAAAACUCCUUCCAGAAGAGAUUAGGCUCAAAUGGGAAAGAGAACAAGAGGCGCUGAAGGAGAGGCUAGUUCUGGAGGACACAGAAGAUCUCAAAGUGAUGGCCACACUUGGACCAGAAGACACAGAUCUGAUCAAGCAGUUCUACAUUGCCGGUGUCGAUAUUUCGUUUAUCAAGGGUGACGAUGUGAACGCAUGUGCUGCCCUGGUAAUUCUUUCCUAUCCACAGCUUGAGGUUGCCUACAAUGAUUGCCAGAUGGUAAAACUAACUGCUCCAUACAUUCCUGGCUUUCUUGGAUUCCGGGAAGUUCCCAUGAUUCAGAAACUGUUUGAUCAGCUGAAAAGAGAACGUCCAGAUCUAGUUCCACAUUGUGUAAUGGUGGAUGGAAACGGGAUACUGCAUCCCAAAGAGUUUGGAUCAGCAUGUCAUCUGGGUGUAAGCCUUGGGCUGCCUUGUAUUGGAGUGGCAAAGAAACUCUUCCACGUUGAUGGCUUGGAGAAAGAUGCCAGCCAUAAAGAAAAAAUAGACAAACUUGAAAAGGGUGGAGAUACAUUUCCGCUGGUCGGAAAUUCUGGCAAAACUCUUGGAAUGGCUCUCAGAAGCUGUGACACUACCAAGAACCCCAUCUACAUCUCUCAAGGACAUCUGGUUUCCAUGGAUACGUCUGUUAGACUGGUUCAACAUUGUUGUCGCCACAGAGUGCCUGAACCUGUUAGACUGGCUGACAUCAAUUCAAGAGAAUAUCUGCGGACAUUGGAUGAUUUCGUAAAUGGACCUACGUCAUCGUAGCAAGGUCUUGGUCAUUGUCAGGAUAAGAAGUUUUUAACUUGCUCUACCAAAUAUCAAGGAUUCAUCAAGGCCAUCGGCCUGCUCUACAGAAUAUCAAGGAUUCAUCAAGGCCAUCGGCCUGCUCUACAGAAUAUCAAGGAUUCAUCAAGGCCAUCGGCCUGCUCUACCAAAUAUCAAGGAUUCGUCAAGGCCAUCAGCUUGCUCUACCAAAUAUCAAGGAUUCAUCAAGGCCAUCAGCUUGCUCUACCAAAUAUCAAGGAUUCAUCAAGGCCAUCAGCUUGCUCUACCGAAUAUCAAGGAUUCAUCAAGGCCAUCAGCUUGCUCUACCGAAUAUCAAGGAUUCAUCAAGGCCAUCAGCUUGCUCUACCAAAUAUCAAGGAUUCAUCAAGGCCAUCAGCUGGCUCUACCAAAUAUCAAGGAUUCAUCAAGGCCAUUAGCUUGCUCUACCAAAUAUCAAGGAUUCAUCAAGGCCAUCUGCUUGCUCUACCAAAUAUCAAGGAUUCAUCAAGGCCAUCAGCUUGCUCUACCAAAUAUCAAGGAUUCAUCAAGGCCAUCUGCUUGCUCUACCGAAUAUCAAGGAUUCAUCAAGGCCAUCUGCUUGCUCUACCGAAUAUCAAGGAUUCAUCAAGGCCAGCAAAGCUGGUUUACAGAUCUCAGCCAUCGUCGGAACAAACACAAGUUAAUAUUGGCUCGCUCUACUGUCUUAAAUAGAGUGGUUUCCGAAGAUGGAUUUUCGGCAGCAUAGCUAGUAAACAGAUCUCAGCCAUUGUCCGAACUAACGCAAGUUAAUGAUUGUGUUACAUAAAUAGACUGGUUACCGAAGAUGGAUUUAAGCCAGCAAAGCUGGUAAACAGAUCUCAGUCAUCGUCAUUCGAACUAACACAAGUUAAUAUUGGCUCACUCUACUGCCUUGAAUAGACUGGUUACUGAUGAUGGAUUUUAGCCAGCAUGGCUGUAAAUGCCCAUUUCAAUAAGAUAUCUUUGUCAUAACAUCGCUCAGGAAUACUAGUAAAGUUAUGGGCAUAAUCUAUGCAAUAAAUGUUCUAAUGAUACUUUUAUUGAAAGCAGAUGAAGAAAAAAAUGGAGAUAAGUCUAGAAUAUAAUAGCCUGAAGCCUAUCAAGUAAUAGAUACUGUACAAGUUUUUCUUCAAAAGUGUCCUCUUACAGACGUAAGAAGCCUUUUUGCUAGGCCGAACACGAAGCCAAGGAUAAAUUUGGUGUUCGUUCUAGCAGUAUGGAUUUUUACGUCAGUAAGAGGACACUUUUGAAGAAAAAACGAGUAGCUGUAUCUGACUUAUACAACGAUAAGUGUAUUUUAUAUAUCAGUGAUAAAAUAUAUGCAUUAAUAAAAGAAUAAAUACAGAUUUAUAAAUUAGAUAAAUAGAAAUAUUUUUCCGAAAGAUAGACAUUAGAUUAUUAUCAUGGCCUUUCUAAAUAACGUAUGGGCUAGUGGGAUUCCAAAUUCUCGUGCAUGGUCUGCUUACAACCGUAAGAAGACACUUUUUCAAUAGCUCUGCUGGGGGUUAUAUUCAUAUAAUUUAUAUUGAACCAGGGCCAAGAAAAGAGACAAUGAAACAUAUCAUGAUAUAUACUGUAACUGUGAUACCUCUUUUAAUGUAUACUGUAAAAUCAUUCAUAUUUAUGGAACAUUAAGCGGUCAUUUAAUGGGAUUUAUCCACGAUUUUAAGAUCCCAACGAAAAUUGAACCUUUAAUUUUCAAACUCUGCUACCUUUGUUGAAGGGUAUACAUAUUUUCAGUAUGUAAAAAGGCUUAAUUGAAAUUUAAUGUCUUCACUGUUUUAUAUCCAUCAUAUGGGUGUAUAUUUAUUUAUGACCUUUAAUUUACCAAUCAAGCGAUAAUUGACAUACGGUUUGGUUGAUUUUGAGAAUUGGACAUAGCUUCUUCAUUUUUUGUUGAAUUGAUUUCAAAUUUUUUCACAGACAGGAAAUGGAUAAUGCACUUUAAGUCACACAUUUGGAAGGGAAGGGGGAGGGUGGGGGAUAUUUUAGUAUUUUUGGACUUGUUAUUUUUAGCUAGUCUGAUUUUUUAAGUUUUGUGCUUGGAUCACUUACUUGCAAACUAUCAAAGCUAUCAAUUUCAAACUUUGGAAUAUCUGCUCACUAUCAAAUGUAUGAAAAAGGAUAAAAUCAGACGUGCGUUCAGCAGCCGCAGGCGGUGCUCUUGUUAAAUAAAACAUUCAUAUGUACAGCAGUUUGGCUGGAAUUUAUAAAUACUUUGCUUGGUGGCACCUUAACAUCUGUGAUGUGAUCUCUGUAUAAAAUCAACAUUUUUAAAUUAAACAUUUUUAUGUAGGGUAGUUAUGCCGGAAUUAAUUAAUACUUUGCUUGGCCUCACCUCAACACCUGUGACAUCUGUUUGUAUUCAACUUAAUAAAUAAAAUCAACACAUAUUUAAAUGGAUUCAAUAUAUUCUGUUUUUCAGAUAGUAUGUAAUUAUCAACGUGGGUCAUAGUCCUAUUUAUCUUUGUAUCGAAUGAUUUUGAUGGAAGACAUUAUUUUUGUAUUGUGAAAGUUGUAUUUUUGCAAUAAUUGUCUGUGAUACAUUUUAAUAAAUGUUAAAUCUUUA